Molecule: messenger RNA, 2172 nt
Organism: Quercus lobata
Lineage: Eukaryota; Viridiplantae; Streptophyta; Magnoliopsida; Fagales; Fagaceae
Exons: 1
Coding region: 1-2172 (723 amino acids)
Molecular function (GO): zinc ion binding; nucleic acid binding
Source: RefSeq, a predicted model, not a curated record
AUGGCUCAAGGAAGGAGAGGAAGGAGAGGCGGAAUAAGGGGGAAUCAAAUGAAUGUUGGGGAAGGAGUUGAAGCCAACCCUCCAGUGGGGAGGAAUGUUGGAUGGAAUCAAAACAUCGAGAGAGAAGACAUGAUUGCUGAAUUAAGGAGACAAGUUGCGGCACUUACGGAGGUGGUGCAGCAUAUGCAGCCUCCUCAUGAGACUACCGAUGAGUCCGAUGACUCUCAUUCUCAUUUUGAGAACCCUUUUGGAGCUCCUCCAAGGGGUAGGCCUUAUGUGGAAAGAAAUGAGCCAAGGCUUGACUACAACUUCAAGGUUGAAAUUCCAGAAUCUCAAGGGAGUCUCAAACCGGAAGACUUUGUAGAUUGGCUGAACACCGUUGAAAGGGUGUUUGAUUAUUAUGAUGUUAUAGAUGAAAAGAAAGUGAAGCUAGUCGCUAUUCGCCUUAAAGGGAGAGCUUCCGCUUGGUGGGAACAAUUGCAAAUUUCUCGCCAAAGAAGUGGCAAAGUCAAGAUCAAGAGUUGGGAGAAGAUGAAGAAAAAGCUCCGUGAGCAAUUUCUUCCUUUCAACUACACCCAAUCACUCUACAAAGACCUACACAACCUUAAGCAAGAGGGAAGUGUAGAGGAGUAUACGGAGGCGUUUCACCAACUUGUAGUAAGGGUAGAUUUGAAUGAAAGUGAAGAACAAAUGGUUGCAAGGUACUUGAGUGGAUUGAAGCCAUCCAUCCAAGAUGUCCUUAGUCUUCAAUCAUUGUGGAACGUGUCGGAAGCCUACAACCGGGCUUUACUGGUAAAGAAGCAACAAACUAGGCCAGCUUUAAGGUCUGGACAGUGGGGUUCCAGGUCUGGGCAGGGGAUUUCUAGCCAAUAUAAGGUUGGGAAUUCAAGUACAAAUGGGAGAGGAGAAACUUCUGGGGUUGAACAGCAACCAGCAGGUUCUAAAUCUGCUAUUACAGCCCCAAAACAGUCCCAAACAGCCACUGUUGGCGGGGGUAGACAGCAACAGGUGGGUACUUUCAAAUGUUUCAAGUGUGGAGAGCCGGGUCAUCGAUCUUUGGAUUGUAGGAAGAAGGCUCUUAUGUUGGAGGAAGUAAAAGAGCUUGAACAUGAAGAUGGAGAACCCAUCUUUGAUCAACCUUCAAAUGAGGUUGGUGGUGAUUUUGAAGAAGAAGAGGGCUUGACACUUGUGAUGAGAAAGACUCUUCUUGCUCCUAAAUUCAAUUCCAAAGAAGAUUGGUUGAGAACCAAUAUUUUUUAUACAACUUGCAGUAUUGGAGGAAGAGUUUGUAAUAUGAUCAUCGAUGGGGGAAGUUGUGAAAAUGUGGUCUCUCAGGAGGUGGUUGAUAAGUUGAGGCUUGCCACUCAAGAUCACCCACAUCCCUACAAACUUUCUUGGUUCAAGAAGGGCAAUGAGGUGAAAGUAACGAAGCGUUGCUUGGUGCCAUUUUCUAUCCGGAAGAAAUAUUUUGAUGAAGUUUGGUGUGAUGUAGUACCAAUGGAUGCAUGCCAUAUCCUUCUUGGAAGACCUUGGCAAUAUGAUCACCAAACGAUGCAUGAUGGGAAGAAGAACACCUAUACCUUAAGCAAAGACAAUCAGCAAUUUACUUUGCUGCCAAUGAAGGAAAAGGUGACUUCUAAAUCCUCUACAACCUCUUUACUCACUUCUAAAAGCUUCAUUCAAGAAAGUCAAGAUAGUGGCUACAUUUUCGCAUUAAUUCCAGUCAACACAGUGGCUGGAACUGAUGUUCCUAGUGCUGUCACUGAGUUAUUACAGCAAUAUGGUGAUGUUUUUCCCCAUGAGUUACCUCCUAACUUGCCUCCUAUGCGAGACAUUCAACAUGCCAUUGAUUUGGUACCGGGUGCACCCCUUCCAAACAAGGCAGCAUAUCGUAUGGCUCCAAAGGAGAAGGAAGAAUUGCAAAAACAGGUUCAAGAGCUUCUUGAUAGAGGCUACAUUCGGGCUAGUAUUAGCCCUUGUGCGGUACCCGCUCUCUUGACUCCUAAGAAGGAUGGCUCUUGGAGGAUGUGUGUGGAUAGUAGAGCUAUCAACAAGAUCACAAUCAAGUAUCGUUUUCCAAUUCCUAGAUUGGAUGACAUGCUAGAUUGCUUGGCGGGUGCAAAGGUGUUUUCCAAGAUUGAUUUGCAAAGCCAUAGCUAUAACAACCAGUAA